CUAGCAUCUGCAGCCGCAUCAAAUAACGGAGACUCUUCAAACCCCAAUAAUUUACCAAGACGUACAGGAUCGUUGGUCAGACCUGAAAGAAGCAGAAUCGAUUCACAACAUCCACAAUAUCAUACACGAAAAAGAGUUUUAAACAACGAAGAUUACUAUACUCCAGCUGGCGACCGAUCAGCACCUGCAAGGCGUUCAGUAAUAAGAAGAGGGUUAUUAGGGGUUGAAGACGAUGAUAGACAGCAUCAAUCCAACAUUGAGUACACAACUAAUAAAACAUCUAAUUCGUGCGAUACUUGGAAAGCGUUUUGCUACCUUGUAACGUGCUGUUGUCCUCCCCCUAUUCUUAAAGCCAUGGGCAAAAAAGACCAAAGUGCACAGAUGGCUUAUCGAGAAAAGAUCGGCCUCGUUGUAAUUAUCUUGGGCAUUAUGGCUUUUGUGGGGUUCUUAACAUUUGGAUUUACACAAGUGGUUUGUCCCAGACCACCACUUAGUUUUCGUGUAGAAUCGAUUACCAGCGGAUAUGUUAUUAUUCAUGGCUGGGCAUACCUUUUAGCUUCUUGGAACGGACACCCUGCCAUUCCUGGCAUCACCGACAAACAGACGAACGUUAUCUACGAGCCAAUUAAUGCUGGAGGAAAAGAUGCCUCGUUUCUUUUUCAAAAUAUAAAUCAGAAUUGUGCGUCCAUUAUUAUGCCAAAGAAUCUAGGCGCCGUCAUCGGAAAAGGGGAUACUCCUUCUUAUUUUCCCUGCCAACUUAUAGAUUAUACUACUCCACCACCUAGUGCAUCUACCUACUCUAAUCAGUCUGCAUGUCACUUAAACCCUCAAACUCACACCACUUUUGAUACUAUGAAAGCCAACGGCAUUUUAAAUUCAAAUGGAAAUUACGAUAAAUCAGGAAGAGUUUAUUAUGACUGGACUGACGUUAAUUCUACCACACAUUUAGCUGUAUUUAACAGCUAUGUAUUAAACUUAAAUUUACUACAGUCAAUACCUCAGUCUGUAUUUACAUUUCCAGCAGAUGGUCUUAUUCAAUCCAUGGUGCAAAAUUCAUCUCUUUACGGCGGCCAAGAUAUUACUCAUAUCAUUGCAACACAUCGAACGUUAAGUAAACAAUGGAAAUCAGAAGCCCAAUGUCUACUCGAUAUUAUCAAAGUGGGCGAAAUUGAUACCAAAAGUUUUGGCUGUAUUGCUUCCGAUGUAGUGCUAUAUACAUCGCUGAUUGUUAUUCUUGGCGUGAUUCUGGUUAAAUUCGGUCUUGCUGUUGUUUUUGGUUGGUUCCUAUCUUGGAAGCUAGGCAACUUUAAGAAAGAGGGCAAAACAACGUACCAAGAACGUAUGCGACGAGAUAACGAAAUUGAAGAUUGGACAACUGGUAUUAAUGUUCCAGCUGAAGCCAUCCGUCCCCAUCAGGGCUCCCAUAAAUAUCCUUCCUAUAACAGCAAUAGUAAUCUUGAUAAAAAAAGAAGUAUCAUUCCAAAGAAAUCACGAUUUACACAACCAGAUACAGGGUCAAUGCAUUUUAAUUCCGUUGAAAGACCAGGCAGCACAAUCUGGAAGCAAUCAAAUACAGGAUCAAGAAUCUUUGGAAAUAGUAAUGCUAUUAAUACUGGAUCUGGAAUAAUUUCCCCUCGACCUACAGGGUCAAAUUCUGAAAAUAGUAGGAGCGUAACUGCAAGUCCUUUAUCGCGCCGAUCUUCACGAACAACUCGGUCAAGCAUUACACAGUCUUUACAAACCACGACAUCGUGUCCAUACGAAUUGUCACCGCAUGCAGUAAAACAACCUGCAGCAGAGUUUAUGCCUUUUGGUUUCAGUCUAGCUCACACUAUUUGUCUCGUUACUUGUUAUUCAGAGGGUGAAGAUGGAUUGCGUACCACAUUGGAUUCCAUUGCCACGACAGAUUAUCCUAAUUCACACAAGUUGAUUUUAGUUAUUGCAGACGGUAUCAUUACUGGACAUGGUAAUGCAAUGUCUACUCCUGAUAUUUGUGUUUCAAUGAUGCAUGAUUUCCUUGUCGAGCCAGCUAAUGUGGAGGCAUGUUCUUAUGUGGCUAUUGCUGACGGUACCAAGAGACAUAACAUGGCUAAAGUCUAUGCAGGAUACUACCGCUAUAAUGACAAUACGGUCGAUCGCGAUUCUCAACAGCGCGUACCCAUGAUAACCAUUGUCAAAUGUGGUACCCCGGAAGAGAGAGAGAAAGAAUCAAAACCGGGUAAUCGUGGUAAACGAGAUGGACAGGUGAUCCUCAUGUCAUUUUUACAAAAGGUCAUGUUUGACGAAAGAAUGACCGAAUUGGAAUACGAGUUCUUUACCAAUGUUUGGCGUAUCGCCGGUGUCAGCCCUGAUAAAUAUGAAAUUGUCUUGAUGGUGGAUGCUGAUACCAAAGUGUAUCCUGACGCAUUGUCCCGUCUUAUUAGCUGUAUGGUCAACGAUUCAGAAGUAAUGGGUCUUUGUGGCGAGACAAAGAUUGGUAAUAAAACUGAUAGUUGGGUGUCAAUGAUACAAGUUUUUGAAUAUUAUAUCUCUCAUCAUCAGUCCAAAGCUUUCGAAUCUAUUUUUGGUAAUGUUACUUGUUUACCAGGAUGUUUCUGUAUGUAUCGUAUCAAGGCACCUAAAGGAAAUAAUGGUCAUUGGGUUCCAAUUCUAGCCAAUCCUGAUAUCAUUGAACAUUAUUCUGAAAAUGUUGUGGAUACACUUCAUAAGAAAAAUCUGUUAUUACUUGGUGAGGAUCGUUAUUUAUCAACGCUCAUGUUGAAGACAUUUCCCAGAAGAAAAAUGUUGUUUGUCCCUCAAGCUGUGUGUAAAACCGUAGUACCGGACUCCUUUGCGGUUCUGCUCUCUCAAAGAAGACGAUGGAUUAACUCUACCAUUCAUAAUUUAAUGGAAUUAGUGUUUGUACGCGAUCUGUGCGGUACAUUUUGUUUCUCCAUGCAGUUUGUUGUAUUUAUGGAAUUAGUGGGUACAUUGGCGUUACCUGCAGCUAUUUCUUUUACAUUGUAUCUUAUCAUUUUGGCUUGUAUUGGUCAGCCUGCGGUCCUAUCCCUGAUUUUGCUCGCACUCAUUCUGGGUCUUCCUGCAGUUUUGAUCUUAAUGACAAGUAGAAAACUAGUCUACGUCGGUUGGAUGCUCAUUUAUUUAGUCAGUUUACCAAUCUGGAAUUUCGUGCUUCCAUCUUACGCUUACUGGCAUUUUGAUGAUUUUACGUGGGGAGAAACACGUAAGGUAGAAGGCGAAGGCAAAGAUAAUCACGGUGACAAGGAUGGUGAAUUUGACUCUUCUCAAAUUGUCAUGAAGAAAUGGGCUGACUUCGAAAGAGACAGAAAAAUGAGGGAAGAAGACGAAAGAUCAAGGGCUUUGGUACAGCAACAUUUGUCCACCCCCUUAUCCAGAUGGUCGCCUUAUUCGAGGUUAACGCCUAAUUCUACAGAUCUAUCUCUUGAAAUAGAUAACUCUACAUUGUCAACUUUAAUUGGAUCAACCUUAGGGAACAAUUCACCCAGAAUAGGAGUAUCCAAUAAUCAACCCCCUAUCCCUACAUCUUCAAGACGUAGAGAGCGACCCACUUAUGAUGGUAAUUCAAAUAAUGAAGGUGAAGACGAAGAUGAUGAAGACGAGCUUGAUGAAGAUGGUGAAGAUGAAGAGGAGGACGAUGACGACAGAUCGUCCGUUUUAUCCGAAGAAGAAUCUAUUCAUGUAAGACAAUGGAGAAGAAGUCUUGAUAUUCUUGGUGAAGCAGGUCCCUCAUCAUUUGAUAUUGAUUUACCAAUGAUCACAAAAGAUGACGAGUCUGAAGACGACUGGCAAGCAAACAUUAUGGAUUCGUUCAAGAAGAAAAAAACAGACAAGGAGGAAUCCCCUAGUCACAAAGAUAAAGCUGACUCUAUUGCAGACAGUAAAGCUUCCAUUUCUGAUAAAGAAGAGUAAUCACAC
This is a messenger RNA of Mucor mucedo, 3936 nucleotides long. Its product is annotated as chitin synthase. Gene Ontology annotation, molecular function: chitin synthase activity. The coding region runs from base 355 to 3930 and encodes 1191 amino acids. Gene Ontology annotation, cellular component: cell septum; cell periphery. The record is from RefSeq and is a predicted model, not a curated record. The transcript is spliced from 5 exons. Lineage: Eukaryota; Fungi; Mucoromycota; Mucoromycetes; Mucorales; Mucoraceae.